Molecule: messenger RNA, 645 nt
Organism: Striga asiatica
Lineage: Eukaryota; Viridiplantae; Streptophyta; Magnoliopsida; Lamiales; Orobanchaceae
Source: the annotation of a GenBank genome assembly
AUGAAAAGAACAUGUACAGUGCGCGCAGCUGAGGCCCCACCAUCGGACAAAUCAGGCAGAGGAGGCUUCUUCAGCAUCUCACUGAAGGAAGUCAUCUCCAUAGUAUCUGUAGCUGUAGCAUCAUUACAGGAUGAUGUCCGCCGGAACCCCACAACAACAUCGUCCCUUCUUCCACCUACAAACCAUCAAAAUUUGUUUAGUGGAAUGAAUGAUAUUCAAGAGAUCCAUCCCAACCUACACUCACCAUUCGCAACAUUUUUUCCUCUGCCUGAAACAGCUGCAUCACCAUUCACCUCCGACAACCCUUCCUCAGAAGAUGAGGCUCUUGGACGCCUCAGCAACACAUUUUCUGCUCCUUUUGCAUUCCAAGAUCGCGACCUAUUUACAAAAAUUCUAUACAUUCAGUUGAAAAUAGUAUCAACCAGCCAAAUGUAUGACUCGCAAGCAACAAAUUCCAACGAACGAUUAUCAUCUCACUAUCUGGCUUUUAUAAUACUUGCCAUUUACCCUCUGUUGUAUCGCGCGAAACAUGGAACUGAUUUGGAACCAAAGGGUGGUUUGUAUGCUGAGAAUAAAGACUGGAUGAGAAACCACCACGUUGCAGCUGGGAAAUCUGCUCUUGCAUUUCUAAACCUUGAGGUCUAG